Peronospora matthiolae is the source of this 309-nucleotide messenger RNA. The record is from the annotation of a GenBank genome assembly. Lineage: Eukaryota; Oomycota; Peronosporomycetes; Peronosporales; Peronosporaceae.
AUGACGACGCACAAGAUUACGCCCGACUCGACGUGCAGACAGGCCAAGGCAAUGUACGACCAGUGCUUUGAUCAGUGGUAUACAAAAGUGUUUCUGCAGCACAAGGCGCAGGGCGUGAUGGGGUGUCCGAAGGAAUACGAGGCGUAUACGCAGUGCUUCAUGCACGAACUUAACAACGACAAAGCGCUCGUCGAGAGCAUCAAGUCGGUCAUGCAGCCCGAGGUGAAACAGCGUUUUGAAACACGGAGAACUGCGUCUCGACAAGAGGACGACAAGUCCAAAAGUAGCAGUAGCAGUUCAACUGACUGA